This is a messenger RNA of Melanotaenia boesemani (Boeseman's rainbowfish), 970 nucleotides long. RefSeq lists its product as uncharacterized. Lineage: Eukaryota; Metazoa; Chordata; Actinopteri; Atheriniformes; Melanotaeniidae. The record is from RefSeq and is a predicted model, not a curated record. The coding region runs from base 38 to 970 and encodes 310 amino acids. The transcript has 2 exons.
GGUCUCCCUGGCAAGUUCAAAUCCUGGAUUUACCAGCAUGGUAUCCUUCCUCGGAUCCUUUGGCCCCUACUGGUCUACAAAGUCCCUAAUGGUGGAAGGCUUCGAGAUGAGGGUCAGCAGGUUUCUGCACAGGUGGCUGAGGUUGCCAAGAAGCCUGAGCAGCAUCGCCCUGUAUGGGCACACCAACAAGCUGAAGCUCCCUAUCAGCAGCCUGAUCGGGGAGUUUAUGGUCACUCAGUCGAUAGAGCUGCUUCAAUACCGGGAGUCCAGUGACCCAAAGGGUGCCCAGGCUGGGAUUGACCUUAGGAAGGGAUGUAAGUGGAGAGCAUCCAAGGCUGUGGGCGUUGCAGAGUCAAGGCUACGGCAAAGGGUGCUGGUGGGUACAGUGGCACAGGGAAGAGCUGCUUUGGGUAGCAGUAGAACACCUCACUAUGGUAGGGCACAAGGGAAAGAGAGGAGGGCACUGAUCCUUGAGGAGGUGCAAGCUGGAGUAGAGGAGAAGAGGUUCAGCCAGAUGGUAGGAUUGAUGCAGCAGGGAUCCGGGACGAGAUGGGAGCAAGCUUCGGAGCACAAGGCAGUCUACAAUGUGCUGCCUAGUCCAUCUAAACGCUUUACCUGGGGGAAGGUGGAGACACCAACUUGCACCCUCUGCCAGAAAAGAGGAACCCUGGAGCACAUCUUCAGCUGCUGUCUGAGAGCCCUGGGUGAAGGGCGCUACCGCUGGAUACAUGACCAAUUUUUGAAGGCCGUAGCGGAUGCUAUCUGCAGUGGAAUCAACCACAGCAAGAGCCUUCGCCCAGUUAGGAACACCAUCACUUUCAUCAGAGCUGGGGAGAAGCCUGGAGCGGCUUCCCGAAAUACCUCUCCUGGCCUGUUGGCAACGGCGCGUGACUGGGAGUUUAAAGUUGACCUGGGGAAGCAGCUGAAGAUCCCAGAAGUGGUUGCCAAGACAACAUCACAUGCAGCAUAA